Molecule: messenger RNA, 4192 nt
Organism: Hyla sarda
Lineage: Eukaryota; Metazoa; Chordata; Amphibia; Anura; Hylidae
Gene: LRRC52
Product: leucine rich repeat containing 52
Exons: 2
Coding region: 699-1652 (317 amino acids)
Cellular component (GO): extracellular matrix
Molecular function (GO): protein binding
Source: RefSeq, a predicted model, not a curated record
AUUCUAGACAGCCAUGGCUUCUUCUGUAACGGAAUCUAAAUGACGUUUCCUUUUCAUACCGAUCACAAAAAAAAAAAAAAGCUCUACAAGGUUACACAAAGAGACAUGGCCAACAGAGGACACUGCUGUGCUGUCUACCCGUCGGCUCGGUCUGUACUAUCACGGCUUAUAAUAGUGUCAGUGACUUUUCUUAGAUCUCGAACGGCAACGUCCACACGGCCGCUCUCUGUCGAUGCACACGUCCGAGUCAUCAGCAAUGUCUGAACUGUUCUACUUGAGCAGAGGCAGAGCUGCCUCGGAACGUCGCUGACGUCACAAAGGUGUCGACUGGCAACCGCCGAGGCUGAGGGAGAUGUGUCCUCUUCUGUGUCCGAGCCAGCUAUUUAACCGUCCGCUUCACUUUCAAGUUCAAAGAGGCUUUGUGGUGGCAGCAGCACUUUCACAGCCAGGCAGUGAAAAUAGGCUGUCAAUGAGACCUCAAGAAUGAGAGCAACGUGACACUCUGAAUUAGAGGACAGAGAAUAGUUACAAUAGACCUCAAUACACAUGGUAAAGGGAGACGUGCAUGCUGCUUGACAUGACUGCAGCCUUACUAUCAACUGCUGUGAUAGGGGACUCUGCUAACAGGGCUGGCCCCUGCUCACUUAGCCAUUCUUCGCUUCCCCUACUCAUCUGGGUGGAGAAGACCUGCCGGAUACAUGUUCAUGGAUGAAAGAAGACUUCACACUCGGAUGUUACAUUGGGCCAGCCAGAACUUUCUUUUUAUAAUGACAGUGCUCGCUUUCUUCGAGAGAGGCCUCUGCUGCCCCAAGGAAUGCACUUGUGAACAUCUCUUAGUGAACUGCACUGAUAGACACCUGGAAGAAUUUCCCAUGGGUAUCCCGAUGGACACCCGGCAGCUGAUCUUAACCAGUAACAAUCUCACCUUCCUCCCGUCCAUGGAUCUCAACCUCCUUAUUGACUUGGUGUACCUGGAUUGCAGCCACAAUAUUUUAGGAGACUCUUUGGAGGCCACUUUCAUUGCCGUGCCAUUGGUGUAUCUGGACCUGAGUCACAACAACAUUUCCAAGAUUACAACGGGCACUUUCUAUCUUUUGUCGAGUCUGGUUGUCCUUAAACUUUCGGAUAACCCCAACUUGGAGGAGAUCGAGAAGGAUGCCUUUGCCAACAACACGGGCCUCCGUCAACUGGAUCUCAGUCGAACGGCACUGACUUACUUAGAUGUCACCACAGUUAGUGAACUACCGAGUCUACGAACGCUAGGCCUCAGCUCCAACCCCUGGGAUUGCUACUGUCCAAUGAAAGACUUCCUUAAGUGGGUCGUAGAGAGUGAUAUUUACUUCACAGGUGAGCCAGAGAAAGAUGAGGAAAACAUGACAUGUACAACCCCUUUACAAAUUCAUGGGGAACCGCUGAAAGAGACAGAAAAACAUAUCAAUCUAAUGUGUUUCACCAACCUAUAUGAAAGAGACUACAUCUUCCUAAUGCUGGUGGGGUUUGUCAUCUUCGGCUCUGGCACAGUAGUUGCAUGGCUGACUGGUGUCUGUGUUGUAAUCUAUGACCGACUGUGCGGCUCAACCGAGGAUGAUGAAGAUGAAGAUGAAGAACCUCCUCCACCUCCAAAGCCCAAGAAAAAGGAUGAAGAGGCCUAAAUAUAAACCUCUAUGUGAGUGCAACCACCACCGUCUGCCUUCUAACAACUCUAAGAUGUGGAUUCAUGCAAAGGAAUAUCAAAUGACUGCUGUCUGUCAACUGAAUCUAUCUACAAUCUCUUUUUACUUAACUGGUCAAUAUAUCAAUCCAUUUCCUAAAACAUUGCAUAUCAUGGAACCACAACUGUGGUUAUUAGUUUAGAAUCAACAUCCAUUAUGUAGUCUUCCUGGGGAUCUAGGGUAGAAAAGGGGUUAAAAUUCAUCGUUCAUCCUUGGACAGAGAAUAGGUUAAGGCUUCACAUUUUGUAUCCAGUGGUUUACUACCUAGGUAAGCUUUAGUGUUGUGCUGGCUGUAACAGGAGGCUGAACUGGUUGUUCAGCUUCCUGUUGCCUCCCUGCAAUGAUCAUAAAGAUGGGUGGAGGGCGGGAUAGAGAGAACUAUGCAGCAACAAUUAAACAACCACAGGCUAUGUGAUUGAUCAGUAUUCCUCUAAAAGAGAGCUCAGGAGGUCUGCAGACUCCCUCUUAGCAAGGCAAGCUUGUAAUGUGUGCUGAUGUGCAGCUUAAAGGGUACUCCGCCCACAGACAUCUUAUCCCCUAACAUGGCGUCACGCCACUUCCCCAUGUGUGAUGACAGCCUAAAGGUGGCAUUAGAGACAUAUUUUUCUUGGUGUAAUUGCAGGGUGCCGAUAGGUUGCCAUCACGCCAGCUCCCAUAGACUUGAAUGGAGGGGGCGUGGCAUGACGUUACAUCUCCAGUAGUGAUGAGCGGCAGGGGCCAAAUUUGAAUUCGCGAUAUUUCGCUAAUAUAUGGCCGAAUAUUCGUCCUAUGUUCGCAAAAUUCACAUAUUCGCUAUGUUCGGGUUUUUUUUUCCCAUGCGAAAAUUUGUGAUGAAAAUCGCAUAAUGCGCAUGCGCAAUUAUAUCUUCCACCUAAAAGAAGGGAGGAAUCAGUAUCCAGUCUGGAAGUGCUGAUAUUCGCAUAAAUAUUUGCAUAAAUUCGCAUAAGAAUUUGCAUUUGAAAAAAAUAUAUCACUAUAUUCUAAAUAUUUGCGAAAUCGCAAAGUGCCAAUAUUCACGGUAAAAUUUUGCAUUUCGAAUAUUCGCGCUCAACACUGAUCUCCAGUCCCGGAAACCCAGCGUUUCUUAGACUGGAGCAGCACCCGGCACAGAAUGACGGGUGCUGCCCUGAGAUCGCGGGGGUCCCCCGCGGUCAGACAUCUUAUCCUUUGGAUAGGGGAUAAGAUGUCUAUGGCCGGAGUACCCCUUUAAAGAGAAACUGACAGGCAGUUCACCUGCACUGGGUUAUAGUGCGGAUGAACAGCAUUUAAAUGUGGAGUCAUUUACUUGUAUUCAUAUAGGGGGGUAUUUAUUAUGUAUUUUUUUGGCGGGUAUUUGGCGCAUAUGCGUUGCUUCUUUUUGUUUUUGCGACUUUGCUUGCGAUAAUUGGGGGCCGUCAUAAUUCAUGUUGAACCGAAAUGUAGGGCGGCAUAGCUACUUUUGCUACUAUUAUCUGCGACAAUCCUGGUUUGGCGCAAUUCGCCUCACUUUUCCCGCAACUUUGUUGCAUCUCGCUGCCAUGAAAUUACAUGUCCAGGAAAUCGGCUAAAGCGGCCCUGGCAUCUUAACCCUUCUUUGUGUUAAAAUGGCUAACCAUAAUGCGCUCCAGGUACCCCAUUAAUCAAGAUGCUAUGUUAGAGGUUGAAUACUACCUCAAAAACUAAAAAAACUAACAACUAAUUGCAUCCCACACAUACGUGAACUUAAUGUAUUUCAGGGCAAAAACAAGGCAAACAAGUCAGUGGUAAAAAAACAUUGAAAAAUACCUCUGAGACUAAAACUUCAAUCUCCUGUUCUGAGAAUUUUUAUUUUUUUUGUGAAACCUUCCACUUGCGAGUGGGUAGAUUACUCUCCUGAGAGGUAUUCUGUUGGGAAGGUCCCUCUCCAUCAGAGGAAAUGUCCCCAGACAUGGCUGAUUGCCUUUGAAGAGCAAAGAAGGUCCUUAGGGAAGAACAGCUAGAAGGCAAAGUAGUGAGUGACAGGCUUAAACAUAACAAACUUUACAUGUUGCAAACCAUCAAACUUCAUUAACAAAGUAAUUCCUACCGAAACACAUGAAAAAAAAACAGCAGAGAAAGUAUUUUUGAAGCGCGGGAGUUCUGGCGGCCGUUCCUGACUGGAAAACGCGGUCUAAUGUGCUUUUCGGGACUUGCGCCAAAGUUAUCAACGGACGUGUGAAAAAUGAUAAAUUUGGCGCACGUCCGUGAAAAACAACGCAAGGAAAAGAAGGGUAAAAUGUGACAAGGCACAGCAACUAUUGAUAAAUACCCCCAUAGUACUUCCAGUGUUAGGUGUCUUUAAUCUUCUAGCUGCAAUGCAAGAACAGUUGCAGUUCUUGUCUGUAUAGUUUUCAUUUAUGUUGCGCAUUAUGGGGGAGAUUUAUCAAAACCUGUCCAGAGGAAAAGUUGCUGAGUUGCCCAUAGCAACCAAUCAGAUCGCUUCUUUCAUUAUUGAAAAGGCCCCUGAAAAAUGAAAGAAGCAA